UAAUGCAAGAGUAAAAGUUUGGGCAAAGCAGACCCCUUUCAUCCUUCAUAUUGAAUCGGAAAGUUCAUACUUUUAAAGAAGACAUCUCCUUGUUUUGUAUAAUCUCCAGUAAAUACAGUUUCAGUCUUUACAACGUCUCUUGAACAAGGAACAGAACAAUGCGCGUCAUAUCCGAUAAGAAAAAUGUAAACACAACUAAUCUAUAUCACGUGGUGCAAUCUACAUCAGAAUGAAGGCAAUGACUCUAACCCUGUCUGAAAUUUUAAUUAUUACCGAUUUGAGGGAUCGCGUCCUCGCACGCCGUCAGACUAAGUUGCUGAUUUAUUAAUCACAAGAGUUGCAAUUUACUUUGAUGAUUAAACGUUGAAAAAAACUAGAAGAGAAAGCCGAAAGUGAUCAACUCAAGAAUUUUAUCGAAACAAAGACGGCCUGUCGCCAUGAUGUACGGGCUUCUGCUGUUGUUUUGCGCCUUUGCUUUCGGGGACGAAUUGAUUCCUAGGAUUCUUCGGGAUGCCGAUGACGUCCGAGGAUUUCCGGACGACUUUGCUUUGUUGAGAGUGACGACGAACGAUGUAAGCGGUGCCACUUAUUACUGGAUGAAGGACAGCAAAAGAAUCGACAAAGACACUACGCCACAAUUCAGUGGUAUCCAUGACCGCGUGCUGAUACCGGUGGGAAAAGGAAGAGAAUAUGCUGGCGUGUAUCGGUUCGUUAUGAAAGCCAAAACUGGAACAAUCAUGGGGAGGAAGAUCACUGUCGAAUUUACUUAUCUUGGAGAAUUUGACCUUGGCUUUCAAAGACUUUAUCAUCCACCGGUGGUUAUUGGUCAAGCAAACUUCAUUCGUUGCCCGAAGCACACCCCAGGAAAUAACAUCAUCUACAAAUGGGGAAAAAGGUCCACGAUAACCGGUGCUAAUUUUCUAAUGAACAAACCAAACUAUCUUGUUCUUGAUGACGGCACGUUAUUUUAUUCACACAUCACCGAAAAUGACGUUAGGACAUUUAACGAAAGCAAAUGGACGUGCGCCAUGGAGGUGAAAGUUAACAAUAAAAAUUCAUUCGCAUGGGCCAAUCACGUUGAAACAGAACUAAGGAUUGUCGGAACGAACAUGACAGAAUUUGGACCGAAUAUCGUUACACCUCUUCCACAGGCUAAACGGUUUGAAGAAGGAACAACCAUAUCGAUGAAAUGCGCCGCAACUGGACGACCAACGCCAAAAUAUUCUUGGAAACGAAUCGAUGUUUAUGGCAAAGAAAUAGCCGUGAAAGACGGUAAAGGUGGCAUAACCUUUGAAGAUCGUGAUGAUCGAUUAUUGAUCAUCGAUUCAGCGAAGAAGGAGCAUGCUGGUCGAUAUUUUUGCACUGCAUCAAUCGGGGAAAAGAACGAUACAGUCGAAGGCUCGUUGAUUUUUGAAGUUGAACCAAAGUGGGUUGGCGAAAAAAUUAAGUCGGCGAAGCCAUCAAUUUAUUCAACUCAUUCGUGGACGUGCAACGCAUCUGGUUUUCCUGAGCCAACAUACAAGUGGUACAAAGACGGAAAAGAGCUUGGUGACAGUGGAAAGCACAGGAUUAAUGAGGGAACAGUAACAUUUCCAAGACUGGAGCUAACUGAUUCUGGCAUGUACGAGUGUGUUGCUGAAAACAGUUUAAACAACAUUUAUCAAACUGCUCAUUUGAAUGUCAGAGCGGAGAAACCUGUUUUUCACGAAAACACCGGCACGAAAACAUUAUUCAUCGGAAAUAAAGGAGUGAUUGAAUGUCGUGCAAAAGCUGCACCAUCUGCCAAGAACACGUGGGAAAAAGAUGGCGUCAAAAUUGAUUUCACGUUUUCAAAAUAUACUCUUGCCAAUCAUGAAAAUCUCGUUAUCCAGAGGGUAAGCAAGCAAGAUAUUGGAAAUUAUACUUGCUACGCUAAAAAUACAUAUGGAAGCGAUUCAAAGAAGAUAAGCGUUCAGGUCAUUGGUGAAAUCAAUUUCGUUGACACCCCCAAAAAUAUCGAGAAAGUUAGGGGCGAAACAUUUAAAUUAAAGUGCAAAGCUGAAGGCGAUAAAGACAGUGCUACGAAGCUGGUGAUCAAGUACAAAUGGCAAGUCGAUGGUAAAGAUCUUGUUUAUGACGAUUCGGUGGUUUGGUCAGAACAGGCUCACGCCCUCAUCUUCCUUAAAACUGAGGUUGCGCAAAGUGGUACUUAUGAGUGUAUUGCCUAUAUUGAUCAACCCUCGUAUGCUGAAAAACGAAGCCGAGCCAUCGUCAAAAUUAAAGGUCCUCCCGAAGCUCCCAAUAAGGUUGAAAUUGAUGGUAAUUGCAGCUUGUUCAUUGCUAAGAUAAUGUGGAGUACCACACCGUCGAACCAGAAUACCAUUAAACACUUUAUCAUACAAAAGAUGACGUCGUACGGGGUAGACACUUGGUACAACGUGAGCGAGAACGUGGAUGCAAAAGAGUUUAUGUGGACUGUUAAAAAUCUAUCGCCUUUUACGAAAUAUCGUUUCCGCGUUCUUGCUAUCAAUGAGAUUGGUACGAGCGCACCCAGUGAGCCCACAAAAUUUGAUAACUGCGUCACACCUGCUAAAGAACCAACGAAGUGUCCCAAUAUCAGCGCCUUUCCAGGAAAAGCCAAUGAAUUGACAUUAAAAUGGGAGAAAAUGGACCGCAUAUAUCACAAUGGAGGUGAUUUCCAUUAUGUUCUUGAGUAUUAUUCCUCGAUAAACGUCAAUCCAACACCAAAAAGAUUUGAACGCUACCAGCACGAAUUCAAGAUCCCAAAUGCUGGUUAUUAUCAUCUGUGGUCGUAUAAAAUCCAAGGGAAAAACAUAGUUGGUGGUGGGCCAUUUUGUGAAGGGAAUGCCUAUUCUGGCCAGAAUGCUCCGGACAAAGCACCUUCGCAACUUACUGUUAGUAAAAUUGGUGCCAGAUACUUCAUUGUCCAGUGGAAAAAACUUACAUUAAAGAGAGGAAGCGUUGAUGGCUAUAACCUCAUUUACAAUCAACUUGGCACCUCUUCAACAUCGCGUCGUUCGAUCAAUGCGAAUCUUUGCACGGAGGAUAGUACAUGCGAACUGAAUAUCAGCGCCAGCCUCACAUCCAAACGUGUCGACGGUCUUCUACCCGACACCGAAUACAGAAUAUCUCUUCGCGGUUAUAAUAGCGGCGGAUUUGGUCGCCGUAGUGCACCCAUUUUAGUUCGAACAAUGGAAGACGUACCCGAGGCAGUUGCUACCCUUACCCUCACGCCGUACGCCAAGUUUGUUAAAGUAGAGUGGACGGAACCGAACCAACCAAACGGAAUUAUCACCAAGUACAGAAUAUCCAUUGAUAAGCAACCCAAUUUUAAACCUAUCAUUCUUAACGCCAAUACCAAAAAAUACAUCUUCGAUCGCCUGAGACCAAAGACUGAAUAUAUCGUGACCGUACAGCCCAGUACGAGUAAAGGUUAUGGCAAGAAACGUGCCGACUCGGUCGAAACACUUUCACCACAAGUGCCUGCGGUCCCAAAAGCUCCGAUUUUGGAAGGUAUUGGUGAAAAUGGUGUAAACGUGACUUUCCAAGAAGGACAACCCGAACAGGGAUUUCCCGAAAAAUUCCUCGUGUAUUAUCGCAUCAAAGACGGCGAAGAUACGGAAUGGGCUAAUUUGACAGAUCCUGUGGACUAUUUUGGUACGGAUGGUAAGUCGUACGUGGAAAUAUACGAUUUGAACGAAGGGGUGAUGUAUGAGUUUACCACCAUUGCUUUGAACAACGAGGGCAAAAGUGAAAAGGGUGUCAUUGGAGAAGUUCGCCCAGGAAACAAUAAAAAAAAAGCUAAAGCAGACACAACUUCGCUGGUCAAACGCGCCUGGUUCAUUGUUGUCAUCAUAAUAGUUUUCUUGCUUCUGAUAUUGCUGAUGGUGGCAUUGCUAAUAACAAGGAAACGCGGCGAAAGAUACCCCGUUGGAAAACGAGAGAAGAAGAGAGCAGGUGGUAUACUUGAUAUGGCAGAUGAAGCGGAUUAUGGCGCGUAUCCCAUGAAAGAUCACAGGUCAAACGGAAAUGGUGUGAACCGGCAAAACAGUAACGCCUCAAUGCCAUACAGAGAUCCUGACCGCGAUAGUUUGGAGGCGUAUGGUGAAGAAGAUCGUUUCGCCGAGGAUGCAGCUUCAUUGAUCGGUGUUUAUAACGAUGACCGAAAACAUGGCAAAGGUAAAGGCAUGUUCGAGCCGGAAGCUGUGUAAAAGCAACAAGAGAGGCUGUGCCUAUGGUUAACGUCGGUUUCGACCAAGAGAUAGCAUUGCUCGCUGAGUCCGUUUCACACUUUUUUUAGAUAUAAUAGUUUAAGUUAUUUGUAAUUAUUUGAGCUGACAGCGAUCAGGUUUUUUGAACUGAUUUAAAAUAGUGAAGAUAGUACUUGAAGACUCUGCAAAAAGGAAUAUUUUUAGAAAGGUGAAUCAUUACAUGUUAUAAAUAACAUGAAUUCAACGAACUCUUCAUUAAAGAGAUGGCCGUUUUUGUAAAGUUUGCGAGGAUCAACUUUUAGUCAAAACUAUUUCUUAACGUUAUUUAUGCAACGAUAUACAACUGUUCUUAAUAUAAAUGAAAUUAGUCUGUAAAUUAGUAAAUAUUAGUUUUAUUUCAUAAAUUAUUUCAUAUUUUUACUCAAUUUUCCAUACAGAAUUCAGAAAACCACGACUAA
Molecule: messenger RNA, 4669 nt
Organism: Xenia sp. Carnegie-2017
Lineage: Eukaryota; Metazoa; Cnidaria; Anthozoa; Malacalcyonacea; Xeniidae
Product: fibronectin type III domain-containing protein-like
Exons: 22
Coding region: 438-4211 (1257 amino acids)
Biological process (GO): cell-cell adhesion
Molecular function (GO): protein binding
Source: RefSeq, a predicted model, not a curated record